AUGAACGAAGGUCUAUCGGAGCGCUUCGGGCGCUCCAGAAAUGCUAUCCGUCCAGCGGGCGAAUCGGCGGAGCUCUGGGUCUUGCCACCACAGCUGAAUCUCCACGUGAGGCAAUACUUUGAGGAUGGCAAGAACCCCGUAGACGGCGGUGCUUGGCUUGAGCGACCUGAGUUCCCAUCUUCGGGCGAGAUCCUUGACGUCGACACCAACUCGUCUACGUCCUCCGAUAUCGUGGAGCUCGUGGCCAACAAGCCAGUAGGCGCCUGGCAAUCUAAAGAGGUAUAUUUGAGCGCCAUGUACGAGCUACUCCGCGAAGAUGCUGUACGCCCACUGCGCCAGGCAGUUUCCGCUGUGCGCGGAACUCCAGCCGCAAGUGAGGACGCGUUCAACAGCACUAUCGGUAUCUAUACCAAAGUCCACAUUUGCGCUAUCACUUGUUCAAAUCGUGGUCUUGCUCAUCGCGUCACGUUCAGCCUGGAACGCGUCGGCAAGAUGAUCCGCUGGGAGCAGAGCAAGCGACUCAUUUCUGGCGGCAUAGUUGCGUUGACUCCAGCAGAUGACAUGUUCCAGAAGAAGGCAAUUAUAGCCACAGUUGCUGCUCGACCUCUAGAAGUGCUAAUGCAGAACCCACCGGAGAUUGAUCUGUUCAUAGCACGAGCGGAGGAGAUGGAGCUUGAUCCGGCCGUUGAUUGGGUUAUGGUUGAAAACAGGUCGGGCUUCUACGAAGCCAAUCGACACACGCUGACGGCACUGCAGCAUAUGAUGCGGGAGCCAUUCCCGCUUGCGGAGCACCUUGUAUCAGCGCAGAGGAACGUCCCGAGCCCGGAGUACCGCCUACAGCACCCGGUGGUCGACAUGACACCUGUACUCCGAAAUAACAAGCAUGAGACGUAUGACAACGUCGACAUCGUGAGCCGUUGGCCAAGCCAGCCUUCCAGCGAUCUCGAUGCUUCCCAGCUAGCAGCUCUACGUCGCAUAUUGACCAAGCAGCUGGCACUCAUACAAGGUCCACCGGGUUGCGGUAAGACUUUCGUGUCAGCCAAGGCUGUGGAAGUCAUACUCAAGAACCGCGCCCCAGACGAUCCUCCACUGAUCGUCGCGUGUCAGACCAACCAUGCAGUGGAUCAAAUGCUACGGAAGAUUGGCGAAUUUGACAAGAACUUCCUUCGCCUUGGCGGACGGUCAAAGGACAAAGACAUCAAGGAGAACCAUACACUUCACAAAAUAAAGCAAAAGAAUGCCGACAACGCAGUAGCUGGCUGUCUCAAGCCCAGUGCGACGAAGAAGAUGAGAGACCUCCGCAAAGACAUCGCCAUCGUGCUAAGCCCGCUGGAGCCGAAGAAAGUUCCGCUCGAUUACCGCAUGCUUGAGAAGAUAGGGUUAUUGACGCCCAAGCAAGCGGACAGUCUCGAGGCUGGCGCGUCAGAGUGGGUUCAGGACAACCGAACUAAUCCAAACGAGGCUCGCACCUCACCUUUCACGGUGUGGUUGGGUUCUACACUAACUUCGGUGCCACCCAAGCAACAGCCAGAGGAAUUUGGCUUCGAGUACGAGGAGACUGACCUUGCUUUCGAACAGCUCAGAGAGCUGGAAGCCGAAAACACAGCAAGAGAUGAUGAAGACUUCGAAACUCUAGACGGUCCAAGUUUCACGCUCGCGGACAAUUUCACGUGCCGGAAGGUCACCGGCGUCAGCGAGGCGAAAGUGCAGAACCACUUGCAGAAGGAGCAGAACCUGUGGAAGAUCCCAGAAGCCGUCCGUGGUGAGGUUUACCGCUACCUGCAGGCCGAGACGAAGAAGCAUCUGCUCCAGUCGUUUCGCGAGAAGGCCAAGCAGUACAACGACCAAGCCGCAAGACGAAAGACAGGACUGUGGGAAGAAAACGAAACUGUCCUCAAGAAACACAGGAUUAUUGGGAUGACCACGACUGGCUUUAGCAAGUAUCGUGGUCUCAUUGCCGCUCUCAAGCCCAAGAUUGUACUCAUCGAAGAAGCCGCGGAGACUCUUGAGCCGCCUGUCACCGUCACAGCUCUUCCCUCCGUGCAGCACCUCAUACUGGUUGGUGAUCAUCGACAGCUGAGACCGAGCUGCGCAGUCAAAGCCUUGGAAGACCCUCAAUGGGCUUUCAACAUCUCGCUCUUUGAGCGUAUGGUACAGAAUGGCCUUGAGUUCGACAUUCUGACCAAGCAGAGACGCAUGAUUCCUGAGGUUCGCCGCCUUCUUCAACCUAUAUACAAGAACUUGAUCGAGGAUCACGCGUCAGUCAAACAUUCAGCCAACCGUCCGGAUGUACCCGGCAUGGGCGGUGUCAAUUCGUUCUUCUUUACGCACCAGUGGCCAGAGCAACUGGACGAUCAGAUGUCUGCGUUCAAUGUCGACGAAGCUGAGAUGAUCGUAGGCUUCGUGGAGUAUCUGGUCUAUAAUGGCGUUGAGACGAAGGACAUCACCAUCCUGACGUUCUACAACGGCCAGCGCAAACAGUUCCUUUCAAAGCUACGUCAGAGACCUUCAUUGUCCGGCUACACUGGUCCUGUUGUCACAGUCGACUCUUACCAAGGUGAGGAGAACAAGAUCGUCAUUCUUUCGCUGGUCCGCAGCAAUAAUAAGCUCAAGAUCGGCUUCCUCAGCGUGGACAACCGUGUCUGCGUGGCGCUUUCCCGGGCACAGUGUGGCUUCUACAUGUUCGGCAACGGAAAUAAAGGACCGAAGGCAGAAGAUCGUCUCAAGUCGGAGCCGUUGUCAAGAGUCAGCACUACGUUGCCUGUACGCUGCAGCGUGCACGACAAUCGGACGCUGAUCGGGAGUUCAACAGACUGGGAUAAGAUUACAGGCGGCUGCGAGCUCAAGUGCACCGGGACGCUUCCAUGCGGCCAUGCGUGCGAGCUCACGUGCCAUCCUUUCGAUCACGACGUCAUUAACUGCGUUCAGCGUUGCGGCCGUGGUGUGGCGAAUAUCACUAACGCUCAGCCGCGUGAGCACCAGUUGUUCGACGCUCUCGAAGUGGUGCGCAGUCACGCGUCCUCGAACUCAGAUUCAUGGAAGUCAUUCGCUGAGGAGGAGCCGCUUCGCUAUGCUAUCGCUGCUUCUGCGCCGCCAUCGCAGCGCGCAAGUCCGGAGAAGAGGGUGUCGCCCACGAAGACCCUCGCCAAGCCAGCGACUAAGGUCAGCCGGAGGGUAGAGCUUCAGCCAAAUCUUGGUAUAGACGGAGCCGCAUCGUCAACGGGUGGGAGCAGGCUAGGGUCGAUGUUCAUCGAUGAUCUCGCGACUCUAAGCGUAAGCGGGGACAGUUCGGUGAAGCAGUCCACAAAACAGGUCACGGUGGGUGCGAAUGGCAAGAAUACAGAGCGUGAGGACUGGUCGAACAGGGCGAGCUUGCUUGACGACUGA
Molecule: messenger RNA, 3387 nt
Organism: Baudoinia panamericana UAMH 10762
Lineage: Eukaryota; Fungi; Ascomycota; Dothideomycetes; Mycosphaerellales; Teratosphaeriaceae
Exons: 5
Coding region: 1-3387 (1128 amino acids)
Biological process (GO): regulatory ncRNA-mediated heterochromatin formation
Cellular component (GO): nuclear RNA-directed RNA polymerase complex
Molecular function (GO): helicase activity
Source: RefSeq, a predicted model, not a curated record